GUUCUUAUUUAUCUACUUGCAUUUUGACGUGCUUUCGAACUGCUAGGUUGGCAGGAGCUGGGACCAAGCAACGGGAGCUCACCCCGUCACAGGGAUUCGAACCGCCGACCUUCUGAUCAGCAAGUCCUAGGCUCAGUGGUUUAACCACAGCGCCACCUGGGUCCCUAGUAUGUGUAUGUGUUUAAGUAUUAACACAUACAUGUGUUUAAGUAUUAACACACUAGUAGUAUGUGUUUAAGUAUGUGUUUAAGUAUUUGUUGUAUUUGUUGUUGAGGAGCAUCAAUGGGAUAGUGCUGUUGCUUUUAUGCCUGGCUCUGGAAUUCCAAGAGGCAUCUCAGUGCACUGUGGGAUAUGGGAAGCUGGACUACAUGGACCUUUAAUCUCAGAUGAUAGAGUUCAAGUUAAGUUCACAAGUUAUUUACCAUUAUUUUUUGUUAAUAUACAGUGGUCCCGUCUGCAUGGCGUAUUAAGAUGUAGCUAAAAACAAACCAUGGUGUAGUUAAUGGGCAACGUACUUGCACAUGCUCCAAUAAAGCUCUUGCUCUGCUCCUAUCCCACUCACACUGCAUCAUUGGAAAACAAAUAUUUGAUGUCUGAACCCAGGCUUUCAGUUUCUCUCUCUAAAUGAACAGUGAGCAGUAAGUCGGGAAUAAACCUUGAUAAUUGCUUGUGGCUUGUUUGGGGAGAAACUGAAAGUCUGAGUUCAGAUAUAAUCACAAAGCCGGACUCUGGCUUGUUCUCAACAGUGCAGAGUAGCAAGAGUGGAACAGCAGCAGAAUGAAAAACUCUUGAGCAACGUGCGCUAAUGGCAUGCUGUGUGUUCACUUUAAACCAUGUUUUGUUUUUAACUGUUGUUGAACAUGACAUGUGGACAUGACAUUGUAGAGCUUAAAUAAAGUGCAUGGGUUGGAAAAUGGGAUUGAAUAAUAAAUAUAUAUAUAUAUAAUUAUUAUAUAUAUAUGAUAGGCCUUAAAGAGCUUAAGUUGUACCUUGGUUGCCGAAUGCCUUGAAACUCGUACGUUUCGGCUCCUGAACUAUUGAAAACCGGGAGUGAGUGUUCCGGUUUUCAAACGGUUUUCAGAAGCCAAACAUCUGGUGUGGCUUCUGCGGCUUCCGAUUAGCUGCAGGACGCUCCUGCAGCCUAUCGGAAGCCAUGUCUUGGUUUUUUAACAGACUCCCGGACGCAUUCCGUUCGAGAACCAAGGUCCGACUGUACUUAAUUGGAAUUGUGGUUUUUGAUGUGAUUCUGUAUAUAGCUGUGAUUUCUGCAUUGCUGGGGUGGACUAGAUGAUCCUUUUGGUCCCUCCCAACUCUACAAUUCUAUGAUUCUGUAUUAAGUUAUGGCCACUGCCUUAGAUGGUUUAAAAAGAAGAUUCAAUACACUAUCAGUAGCAAUUGACUAUGAUACUAAAAUGGAACUUCCAAGUUGUUCUAUGCUGAUGAGCUUACUGGAAGCAUGUGACUGAUCACUGUGGAAAAGGAAUGUUGUCUUAUAUGGACUGUACUGCUCUUAUGUUCAGGCUAUAAGCAGUUUUUUUUAAGGAAUUUUCUUUGAAUUAUGUUUAAAAUCUGAGUAUGAGAGAAUCUAACUGAAACUUUAAUUUUUAGAAAAGAACAGAUCAUUUUAAAACCCUGCCAGUCAACUUGUGGUCUAUCUUUUCCUUUUCCUUUACACAAAUGCUCGCUAAACAUUCAAAGUCCCUUUACAGGGUUUCUGUUCCUGCACAAUUAUUAAUUUUUCUAUCCCUGCCUCAGCUCCACUUCUCUUUCUUCCCUUCACUCUAACCAUCAAGGGACCCCCCCCCAAUCUUCCACAUUUGCAAACUGCCACUAUUUUUCUCACUCCCCAUCCCAGUUCUUAUUCCCAUUUUGCCUGGGGACAACAUGCAAAAUGGGGAAUGUCAAGUUGUAGUUAGUUAAUUGGAGAAAGGCCAGUGACAUAGGACAGUCCAUCCCUUUAGUAUGAAUGAAACUUUGUUCCCUGGCAGGCAAAUGCAAGAAUUAAAAACUUCCGUAGUUGCUCUGUCUAAACAUAGAAUGUAGUUAUGAUCAACCAUGCUUUAUGUUUUAUGUAAGCUGCACAAAAGUAACAAAAGUGUGCAUGUGCACGAAAGCUUAUACCUAAAACUACUUAGUUGGUUUCUAAGGUGCUACUUUAUAAUUUUUAAAUUCUUUUGGAAGGAUUCUUUUAAAGAUGUUCUUGGAUCAUAUAAUUUUUUGAAGACUUGGUUCUUUUAAGGUAGUUUUUAGUUUUUUAAAAAGAGUCUUUUAAACUAUCUUUUUAAAGAAUUGUUUUAAUUUAUUUUGACAAAAGUAACAGUAACUGAUAAUUUUUAUGAAAAUUUAUUUACUACUUCAUUAUGAGCAGAAAUAGCUCCUAAAAUGCUUUUAAAAGUCAAUUUAUGAACUUGACUGCUCUUUGACUUGUGUGACUUUUCUUGCUUAUAAUUGAAUAUUCAAAUUUACAACUGACUGCUUUAGUGAACAAAAAAUGUCAGGGUUUAGUGAACAAAAAACAUCAGGUUAUGCAUGCAGGGAUUUCAUGUACUACUUGUAGGUUCAUGAGGGGAGGUGGAUCUGGAACUUCUGAAAGUUGUGUCUGUUUUAGAUAGCUGAUUGGGGUGAAGUGGCUGAUCUAUGGGACAAAAUUGCUGGCUAUAGAGAAAAGCUGAAAUCACUUUUCAAAAGGCAGUUCCAACUCAUGAGGGGGUAAGGGUAGGUAUUGUACUGGGGAAAUGUUUGCAGAGUCAAGAAGCAAAGCAGGAAUGGGCUGGAAAAGAAUGAGUUGGAAAAUAUAUGAGCUGUCUGCAGUAGGUGGUUGUAGGUGGCACAUAGUGCUGUUUCUUUCUUAGAUGGAACUUGUAUCUGGACUAUACGCUGCAUAAUAUUGAUGCAAGAAAAGACUAGUAGAGCCUUCUGCUCUGGUGCAUAAUUCUUGUUCACAAUUACUGGUAUGAAUAAUUCUCUUGUGAACUAGAAAAGUGUAGCUGUUUUUGUGGCCCUGGCAUUUUGCAGCUGAAGUAGUUCUGCCUCCCAGCAUCCAUGUGUGGCACCUGUUUAUCUUUUAAGUGUGAGCACAUGUGUAGGUAUUGCUCUUUAAGUGUUCAGUGCAUGGACACUUGGGGUCAGUGUUAGACACUCAGAUAUAUAAUCUGAUCGCCAAAUGGCACCUUAAUCCUGGGUUAUGGUCACCGCAAUAGAAUAUAUAGGCACCAUUUUUUCCAAUGGGGUGUUGUUAUUGUCAUUACGGUAUUGUUAAUUUCAUUUCUACACUGAUUUAUAUUUUGAAGAACAAAUCUCAAAGCAGUUUACAACAUAUUAAAAUAUCAAAAAAUUAGACUAAAACAAACCCAGGCUUCAAGGAAAAUAUUUCAGAUCCUUCUCUAAGUGACAUUUUGUUUUCCCUAGUCGCCAGCCUGUCACCCAGAGAUUUUUACAUGGUCACAAUUGGACUUGUGCCAGCCGCAAAACUUGUCUGGUGCCUGACUAAUUUCUAACACUGCUUGGGGUGGAGACAUAUUGGUCAUGAAAUAUUAAGGGUGCAGCUACCAACAUGACCCUGCUCCUCCAUUGAUACACGAGAACCCUUUGCAUGUUGAGAGUUCAGUUUUUCUGUGAAAGGAAUCUUUAGUAUUGAGGAGCAUUCCGUUAUGUGAAGUACUAUGGCCUAGAUACAGAUACACUCCCUAGGUGAGAAUUAGGCCAGAGUCUGUUAAUGAGAGGAGAAAGUUUAUAUUGGGCCACGGUCACUCACAGUGGAUAGGAGUAAGAUGCAGAGCCAGUAAAACUACUUUGGCAUAAGGACACCUGGAAUACUGUGUCCAAUUCUGGACACUACAACUUAAGAAGGAUGUUGACAAGCUGGAACAUGUGCAGAGGAGGGCAACCAAGAUGAUCAAGGGUCUGAAACAAAGCCUUAUGAGGAAAGUGAAGGAGCUGGGUAUGUUUAGCCUGGAAAAGAGGAGACUGAGAGGAGAUAUGAUAGUCAUGUUCAAAUAUCUUAAGGACUGUCACAUGGAAGAGGGAGCAUGCUUAUUACCUCCUGCUCUUGAGGGUAGCUCAAGGCAUUGUCUUCAAGUUACAAGAAGGGAUAUUCUGACUAAACAUUUGAAAAAACUUUCUGACAAUAAGAGCUGUUUGGCAUUGCAACAGACUCCCAUGAGAGGUGGUGGACUAUUAUUCCUUUGAGGUUUUUAAGCAGAGGUUGGAUGAUCAUCUGUCAUGGAUGCUUUAGCUGAGAUUUCUGCAUUGCAGGGGGCUGGACUAGAUGACCCUUGAGUCCCUACCAACUCUUAAGAUUCUAUGAGGCCUAUAGUUUCCCAUGGAAAGAGCAGGACUUAGGCUCUUUGUGGGAAUCUUUCUGUAGCUGGUGAUACCGAUAUAUGGUCUGGCUUAGACCAGUGUUCAGAAUUCCCCAGGCAUGUUUUGUGACUGGCAUGGGUCCAAUUGCGACAAAGUGGAGAUUUCUAGAGGCGUUUCUCUCUCUCUCUCUCGCUCCCCUCCCCUCCCCCACCCCACAGUUGCAGUAUUAAUUCAUGUGUUGGGGGGGGGGACCUGUAAUUUGUAAAAUGUGCAACUGAAUUGUUAAAUAUAUUAACGUUGACGGUGUGCACAAUUAAUUUACUGUAUUGUUUUGCAGUCUUGCCCACCCCACCGCCCCAGGUUUCUAGACAUUCUAUUGUGGCAACUGAAACCUAGAUUUAAGGUGCCAUUUGGCAAAUAGCUUACAUAUCUGAGUUUGUAAUGCUGGUUCAGAUGCUCUGCAAUCAAUGUUUGGUGAUUAAAAGUAAACUGUAAUGAGCUCUGGGCUUAUACAUUCACCACUCCUCCUUGUCUGUGUAUGCAAGAAAGAGAGUUAAAGCUCCUGCUUCAAUUUUAGAUUAAACCACUGUUCCAAAUUAUGCAUGGGCUUGGGUUAUUAUGCCUUGUUUUAACCAAAGUUUAAAUAAACUAAGAAUACAUUGUGAUUUCAUAUCCUGGUUUGUUCAGUAACUUUGGUCAGAACAAGCCACAGUUCCCUAGAUUUGAAUGUGACAUGGAAUUGUGGUUAGUUCUAGAGUAAAAGUGGAAGCUUUCACUCUUCUUCUUGCACAUAAAAAAAGCAGGGAAAGGGAAGCCCAUAAGCUUUUGCUGCAACUUGUUCCCUGUCACCUAAACCUAAAUCUGUAGGAUCUAUUAAAUCUAAUCUAGAAUUUAGGUGAUGGUGUAAACUGGUGAUUAAUAUCAGAUACUGUUACUUGACACAAUAGUUGUAUGUAAUAUUUUCAGAUAUUCUUUCAUAUAUAGGCAACCGUGUUUCGGGAAGCUUUUAAUGUUUGAUCCUUUAAUGUGUUCCUUUAUACUUUGUUGGAAACUGCCAGAAUGGUUGCGGCAACCUAGUCAGAUGGGUAGGUGUAAUGGUGCUGUUGUGGCUACUCUUGAGUAAAGAUGCCUGAGUCCGCUCUGUCUUUAAGAGUUUUAUUGUGCAUAGUAUUUGCAGUGCAGAGAGAGCAGAAAACAUGACCUCUCAGUCACUCGCAGAAUCCGGCAGUGGACGUUUCCUGUUAUGUGCCCAGCAUAAGAGUUUGGGCACCCCGAAACGCCCCCCGACCUUACGUUUGGUGGCGCGCCUUAAUUCGGGCGCUGGAAGGGGCUGCCUGCUCCCCUCCACCUGUUGGUCUGGGCGUUGCAACGGCUCUCUAGCAUAGCUGAGCCCUGACGCCCCCAACUCACUCACUAAUAUUAACUUCUCCUACAUUCUGAUCUCAUAUACAGUGGAACCUUGGUUCUUAAACGGCUUAGUUGAUGAACAAAUUGGCUCCUGAACGGCAAAAACCCGGAAGUAAGUGUUCUGGUUUUUGAAUGUUUUUCGGAAGCCGGAUGUCCGAUGCAGCUGUUGGUUAUUGUUUUCAGGGCCCCUGCACCAAUUGGAAGCUGCGCCUUGGUUUUCGAAUGUUUCAGAAGUCGAAUGGACUUCCGGAAUGGAUUACGUUUGAGAACCAAGGUACCACUGUAUUAGGAUUCCUCUGUUUGCUUACUUCGGGUGUUUGCUGCUGGCCUCUCCCCACGUCCCCACCCCCCACCCCACAGGAUGGUAUGAUAUUUGAAAGAAGACGAUGCAUACAGGAGGAGAGACUUCAGCAUGCAAACCUUCAUCUGUUCGGCUUGCACCGUCAUUUUCAUUCCAUGCUGCUGGCCUUCAGAUGGCUGGACAGAUGUCCCAUUCGCAUCAGCAGUACAGCGAUCGUCGGCAGCAAAACUUAAAUGACCAACAAGUUUCUGCCUUAUCAUAUGCUGACCAGAUUCAACAGCCUCUCACCAACCAGAGGCGGAUGCCCCAAACUUUCCGUGAUCCAGCAACUGCUCCUCUGAGGAAACUAUCUGUGGAUUUGAUCAAAACUUACAAACAUAUUAAUGAGGUUUACUAUGCAAAAAAGAAACGGCGACACCAACAGGGCCAGGGUGAUGAUUCGAGUCACAAAAAGGAGCGAAAGGUUUACAACGAUGGAUAUGAUGAUGAUAACUAUGACUACAUUGUGAAAAAUGGGGAAAAGUGGAUGGAUCGCUAUGAAAUUGACUCUUUAAUAGGCAAAGGUUCAUUUGGACAGGUUGUAAAGGCAUAUGACCGCGUGGAGCAAGAGUUUGUGGCUAUUAAAAUUAUAAAGAACAAAAAGGCUUUCCUAAAUCAAGCCCAGAUUGAAGUGCGACUUCUUGAGCUUAUGAACAAACAUGACACGGAAAUGAAAUAUUAUAUAGUACAUUUGAAGCGUCAUUUUAUGUUCCGAAACCAUCUUUGUCUAGUUUUUGAAAUGCUCUCCUACAAUCUUUAUGACCUGUUGCGGAAUACGAACUUCAGAGGGGUUUCACUGAACUUGACACGAAAGUUUGCACAACAGAUGUGCACUGCACUGCUUUUUCUUGCAACUCCUGAACUUAGCAUCAUUCACUGUGACCUAAAACCUGAGAAUAUCUUGCUCUGUAACCCCAAACGAAGCGCUAUCAAGAUAGUUGAUUUUGGCAGUUCUUGCCAACUUGGGCAGAGGAUAUACCAGUAUAUCCAGAGUCGCUUUUAUCGAUCACCAGAGGUGCUAUUGGGAAUGCCUUAUGAUCUUGCAAUUGACAUGUGGUCCCUUGGUUGUAUCUUAGUAGAAAUGCACACUGGAGAACCCCUCUUCAGUGGUGCAAAUGAGGUGGAUCAGAUGAAUAAAAUAGUGGAAGUUUUAGGUAUUGCACCCGCUCACAUUCUUGACCAAGCACCAAAAGCAAGAAAGUUCUUUGAGAAGUUGCCUGAUGGAACUUGGAACUUAAAGAAGACCAAAGAUGGAAAAAGGGAGUAUAAACCACCUGGAACUCGUAAACUUCACAAUAUACUUGGAGUUGAAACAGGAGGCCCAGGGGGACGUCGUGCUGGGGAAUCGGGUCAUACUGUGGCUGACUACUUGAAGUUCAAAGACCUCAUCUUAAGGAUGCUUGACUAUGAUCCGAAAACUCGAAUUCAACCUUAUUAUGCCCUGCAGCACAGUUUCUUUAAGAAAACAGCAGAUGAAGGUACAAACACAAGCAACAGCGUGUCAACAAGUCCAGCUAUGGAGCAGUCACAGUCUUCAGGAACCACUUCUAGCACAUCUUCAAGCUCAGGUGGCUCUUCUGGGACAAGCAACAGUGGAAGGGCACGGUCAGAUCCUACACAUCAGCAUCGACAUAGUGGUGGACACUUCACUGCUGCUGUACAAGCUAUGGAUUGUGAAACACAUAGUCCACAGGUUCGUCAGCAGUUUCCUCCUCCUCUGGGUUGGACAGGCACUGAAGCUCCUACACAAGUCACUGUUGAAACCCAUCCAGUUCAAGAAACCUCCUUCCACGUAACCCCUCAGCAACAGAAUGCAUUACACCAUCACCAUGGAAACACCUCCCACCAUCACCACCACCAUCACCACCACCACCAUCAUGGACAGCAGGCCAUGGGUAGCCGGACCAGGCCAAGGGUCUACAAUUCUCCAACAAACAGCUCCUCUACCCAGGAUUCUAUGGAGGUGGUUCAUACUCACCACUCCAUGACAUCCCUGUCUUCCUCAACUACUUCUUCCUCCACAUCUUCCUCCUCAACUGGUAAUCAAGGCAAUCAAGCCUAUCAGAACCGCCCAGUGGCUGCUAAUUCAUUGGACUUUGGACAAAAUGGAGCUAUGGACGUCAAUUUAACAGUCUACUCUAAUCCACGCCAAGAAACUGGCAUAGCAGGACAUCCAACAUACCAAUUUUCUGCUAAUACAGGUCCUGCUCAUUACAUGACUGAAGGACACCUUGCAAUGAGGCAGGGAAUUGAUAGAGAAGAGUCUCCCAUGACAGGAGUUUGUGUUCAGCAAAGUCCUGUGGCUAGCUCGUGACUAAACUGAAACAAAUUUGUUUCUUGUGUGUUUUUAUAGAAGUGGUGUUUUUCCAAAAAAAGUGCAAAGCUGCUUGAAUCAGAAGGAGAUAGACUAACUGAACCGCUACAGAAGGGCAAAGCUGAUUAUUUUUUUAAACUUGAACAGAUUGCAAAGGGACAGUAAAGUUUUUAGAGCCAUGAUACGUAUCCUAGAUAGCUUUGAGGUGAUGUCUCACCUUGCUGCCCCUAUUUUAAUUACCAGAACCAAGUCAUAGAUUCCUUCCCCCCACCCAUUCAACAGGAGUAAAAUGUUGGUCUUAGUUGCAAACAGCUUUUUAAAGGCACUGCCCAGGAUCAUAUUAAUGGGCUUUUGGGGAGUGUUUUUUUUAAAUAAAAAAUAAAAAAAUAGAGAGGGUGGGAGAGAGUCAUAUGAAUUUUAAUUUUCCGAACACACAUGAGCACGAAAAGGCAGUACUGUGAGGAAGAGGGACCUUCAGAUUACAAAAUACAGUCUUCAUCUGUUUUUUAAAAAAGAAGGGACGGUUGUAAUGGUGUUCAUGAGGCACAUUGAGCAUGCUAAGUGGCGGUGAUCAGGAUUCUCCUUAUCUGAACCUACUGAGAAUCAAAGCAGCAAUUAUAAUGGGAUUCUGUGUGUCUCAUAUUUUGAGACCACAAUCAGCUAGUAUUGAAAUAUGGCUGGUCUUGUAACUAAGGUGCACUGAGAAGCAAUCAACAGGUUGGUCUUGGCCAGUCCAGGGGGAAGUUUAAGUGGUGGUCUUUGGGAUAACCUUUGGCCUUAUGGAUUUGGACUCUUAAGUUAGAGGAGCCUACCAUUUCAGAUGCAAUCACUUUUGGACAUGCUUUUGCAGACAGUCCUUAAUGCUGAAAACACAGAAUGGGUAAUUCAAGAGGCCUUUCUUUUAAAAUAGACUUUUGUGACCCACUUAUUGUAAGGUAUUGCAAGGUCACUUUGCGUGUGUCAUAAAGUUGACUUCCUUAUUGGUUGAAGGUCACAGGAGUAGUGGUUUGCUUUUGAUGGAAAUAGCUACAACUGUGUCCCUCCCUGCUUUUUACUUUUUUGUUUUGUUUUGCUUUUUCUGGGCACGUGGUUUCUCCACCAUUACUUCUGCACAAAGAUGUCUUCUGUUCAUCUUGAACAUUUUUAAAAAUGCAGAAUUUUAUGUGACUGCUUUUUUGCCUCACAAUUAUGCUGUGAAUUUUACAAAAAUUAUUUUCUUUUUUGAUAAUUUAUUGUACCAAAGCUGUUUUUAUAGCACAUAGAUGUCUGUAACCAAUAAUGUAGCAGUUCUGCACUUUGACACAAGGUGUAACUAGACCAUUUUUAAAUGUCAGUUGAAAAUUAUGGCUGUACUAUUGCUUAAACAAAACUGGAACUGUUGUUGAAUUCAUAGCCAAUACAUUUACAGCAAACUGUGUACUGAACAUGAUAGAUUUGACAUCUAAUUCAAGACUAUAACAACAUCUGUUACAUUAUAAAUGUGUUCAGGCUUCUGAAAGUAAAAGGGACACUAGAUCCAGAAGCUAUGAAACCAGCAGUUGAUUCUUGUAUUCCUUAUUAGCAUAAAUGUAAACUUGAAGGCAAGACCUUGAUUGCAUGAACAGGUCCAAAACAUUAGUAUGAGUAAAGCAAAAAGCUCGUGAGACCUGAGGUUAGCAGGCUGUACUUAACAGGUGCCUAAUUUUUGGGUUCUGCUGCCUUAAUAUAACACAGUCAGCUUGGCAGUUGCUAAAUUUGUGGACCCACAUAAAAUACUAAAAUUAUGGAUUAAAACACAGUGAAUAAAAUUGAGGGAUUGGGGUAAUUAAGUGAUUAUCUUUCCUUAACACUGUUUGCCCUUUAUGUGUUAACAAAAGCAGUAAUCUACCUCUGCCAGUAAACUAGUUUUUAAAAGGUCAUUCAGCAGAAAACCAUCUACUUCAUACUGGUCAGUUUCACAUGACCAACUAGGUCAGGUCUUCUGAACAAAAGGUGUUUUUUUAAAAACUAAAAAACUAAAAAAACAAAAACCAGUCCUCACAAUGGCAGCAGAGAGGCUGAAUACAGUGCAAGUGUGAAAGAAUGCUUUGGGAAUUAAACCAUUUUUGUAAAUCAAUUUUUUUAUCAAGGGAUCCAUAUUUCUUUUGUACUGAAAUGUCAAGCAUGUGAGUUAAAGUAUUUUUGAACUUUUGUAGUUCAAAGAUGUUUGGUGAGUGAAAGGCUGUCACCUUAGAAAUGGAACACUGAGCUUAGCAAUGCAAAAAGGAAUCCAGUACUUACUGCUGUCCAGGAAUAUAAGGGUAUCAAAUAUGGGUAACUUUUUUUUCCUGUGCUGGUUGCCACACCUUAGCAAGCACCAAAAACUAAUACUGUUUUUAAACCUACAUAAUCAAAAAUCAUAAACUCCAAUGCUUCUGCAUACUGUGUUAUGUUACAGUCCAGUUUUGUGUGCUUUACUACACAGUUUGGUUACAGGACUUCUGUGCAUUGUAAACAUAAACAGCAUGGAAAAGGUUAAAUACCUGUGUUCAGAUUGUAAGAUCUAGUCCGGACUUGCUGUGUAUAUUGUAACGUUAAAUGAAAAGACAAGCCCUUUGUAUUAUAGUCAUGCAGUCUUAUGUAUGAUAAACAGUUGAAUAAUU
Molecule: messenger RNA, 10984 nt
Organism: Zootoca vivipara (common lizard)
Lineage: Eukaryota; Metazoa; Chordata; Lepidosauria; Squamata; Lacertidae
Gene: DYRK1A
Product: dual specificity tyrosine phosphorylation regulated kinase 1A
Biological process (GO): peptidyl-threonine phosphorylation; protein autophosphorylation; peptidyl-serine phosphorylation
Molecular function (GO): protein serine/threonine/tyrosine kinase activity; protein serine/threonine kinase activity; ATP binding
Source: RefSeq, a predicted model, not a curated record